UUCGGAGGCAUCAAUCUAUGGAUUAUUUGAUCAUUACAUGUCUGACAUAAGCACGAUAAAUGCAUCUGUAUGAUAUACUCCUAUUGAACAAACCAUCUUUAGUCGUGUGCAGAUGUCGAGGAAAUUGAGAUUCAAGUGCUAAUUCAAUUUGUAUACCCGAAUAUUACAUGGCACCGUAACAAAAUACUUAACGAUAUAGUAUUCAUCAGAUACGUUUAAUCCCGAAGUUGGCCAAAGUAUUAAAACGGACAGGCGUAUAAAGCUCAGCAAGGUUUUAAACCAUUUUGUUGAGGAUUGUCGGAGAUGGAGAAGAUUAUUCGCGAUCAGAUGGGGUUGAUGACUUUAGAGGAAAUCCCCAACCGUGGGGGAGGGUGCAUCAACCAAUGCAAGAGUUUCCAGACUGAGAGAGGAAACUUCUGUGUCAAGAUGAACACCAAGAGACAGACAAGGACGAUGUUCGAGGGCGAGAAGGCGGGCUUGGAGGCCAUUAUAGCCACGGGAACGGUUCCAUGUCCGAGGCCUUACGAUAUUUAUGACAACGAUGAUGGCCCGGGGUCUAUCUUCGUUAUGGAACAUCUUGAUCUCAGAAAUCUAGACCAGCACGCUGCAGCGUUGGGUGAAGCUGUCGCAAGUUUGCAUCUGCACAACAGUCGUCUCAUGUUGAGAGAGAAAAAGAAUGAUGGGAGAAUAGGUGGUUCUCAUCACGUGUCGUUGGAGGAGAAUGGGGAAGAAGAGGAAACCCAACGAUCUAUCUCUCAGUUUGGAUUCGGUACCACCACCUGCUUGGGAUACUUGGCUCUGGAUAAUACAUGGUCCGAUGAUUGGGUGGAUUUUUUCGUCCGCCAAAGAUUAAAACCUAAAGUGGAUUAUAUUGAGCAAAAAUGGGGGGACCGCACGCUGAUUGAACUGUGGCCGCGUCUUGUGCGGCAUAUACCGCGGUUAUUCCGCGGUAUCGACCGCAUCACCCCAGCCUUGCUGCACGGCGACCUACACGGGGGAAACGUUGCCGAAACAGCGACUGGCCCAGUGAUCUACGAUCCCGCCUGUUUCUACGGGCAUCACGAGUUGGAGCUGGCAGCGACCCGAGACUUUGUCGACUUCAACCAAGAAUUCUUUCCAGCCUACCACAGACUGAUUCCUAGAGUAGAAGGCUUCGACGAGCGGGAAAAACUCUACAAAAUAUUCUGCUAUCUCUUUAACUGGCCCCCAUGGGAGACCAACUGA
Molecule: messenger RNA, 1224 nt
Organism: Strongylocentrotus purpuratus (purple sea urchin)
Lineage: Eukaryota; Metazoa; Echinodermata; Echinoidea; Camarodonta; Strongylocentrotidae
Product: ketosamine-3-kinase-like
Exons: 7
Coding region: 304-1224 (306 amino acids)
Source: RefSeq, a predicted model, not a curated record